AAAAAAAAAAAAAAAAAAACAUAUGCAUUUAUACAGUUCUUUAAUGGUUCUCUUAAAGCCUCUGUGCUUAGCCUACGCAUCCAGGCCACACUGAGCUACGCUGAAUUUUUACUGACCACUGCCUUAAAUGGAUCUGUGUGCGCACUGCGCACUCCACCACCUUUCUUUAUAGCUUCCUCAUUAUAACUCUCCCCUCACUUUGUCUCCUUUCCCUCUCCUCUCUGCUUCCGUUUCACAAAUCUUUAUGUCAUUACCCAAACGUUUGCUUUCCCUUCUACCCCCUUCGACCUCCGAUCGGGUCCGCAUUUCUCUCCGAUCCGGACACCAACACUAUCCAAUCCGACUCCCUACCUCGCGCGCCAAGCUCAGGUUGCAGUCACGCAUUUCCUUUCUUUAUUUUUGUGUUUUUGUUGUUUUUUCAGUUUGAUCGAUGUUGCUGUGAGUGAAAAGGAUGAAUCCUCUGUGCUGCAUUGCUCCGGUUUCUAUCGAUCGGGACCGAGCGAACCCAGUGGUCCCAAAAUCGUCUGCUCAGUGUCAGUUAGGGCUUGAAACUCCUACAAUCAAGCCGCCAGUCUCAAAGCCCAGCUUAUUGUCAGCUCAGGUCUCGUCGGUCAGUCACGAGCAACUUGAGAGACUCUCCUCAUCUACCAUAAAGUCCGAUGCAGACGACGCGAAUCUCGAGGGCAGAGAUUCUACCAAGGCGUACAGCGGAAACGGAGCCGGAGUGGCAGGGAUUCUCUACAAGUGGGUGAAUUACGGCAAAGGAUGGAGGUCGAGGUGGUUCGAGCUCGAAGACGGAGUUCUUUCGUAUUACAAGGUCCAUGGACCCGAUAAGAUCCUGAUGAGCCCCACCGUGGAGAAGAGCGUUAGGGUGAUUGGCGAGGACUCGCUGCGUUAUAUGAAGAAGGCUAGCUGGAGCUGUAACAAUCGACUAGGCGUCGCGGUUGUCAGGCAGUGCAAGCCCGUUGGUGAAAUACAUUUGAAGGUUUCUUCAAUUCGUACAAGCAAGUCCGAUGAUAAAAGGCUUACUAUAUUCACAGGAACAAAGACUCUUCAUCUCCGAUGUGUUUCAAGGGAGGACAGAGCUGCAUGGAUUGAGGCACUGCAGGCUGCUAAAGACCUCUUUCCUAGAGUAUUGACAAGCAAUGAUUUUUCACCUUCCGAAGAUGUCAUCGUUUCAACAGAAAAGUUACGGGCACGAUUAAUUCAGGAAGGCAUUGGUGAGGCAGCAAUCAAAGACUGCGAGUCCCAUAUGCUUUUAGACUCUCUGAGCUGCAGAGCCAGUUGAAGGCUCUCAACGUAAGCAUAUAUGCUACUAGAUACAUUGAGGCAACUAGAGACAGAGAAAAUAGAGCUGGAAACUACUGUAGUUGAUGAAACGAAGGAACGAGAUUCGUAUUGUGGCCAGGGGAAUAGAAGAUUUAGCGAUUUUUAUUCUGUCAUGUCGGAGGGUAGUGCAAGUGAUUCCGAAGCAGAUAAUGAAAGUCAAGAGGGGGUAGAUGUUGAAACAGAUGAAGAUGCUGGAACAUUUUUUGAUACUAAUGAUUUCAUGUCAGCAGAUGCACUACGAAGUGCCUCCUAUAGGAGCAGGGAAACUAUGGGAAAUGCUUGUGCCUUUGAUAAGGAUUCUUUUUCUUCCGAUAAUUUUCCUGGGGUUGAGAAAGAGAUCAGAACAAUUCAAUAUCCAUAUGUCAAAAGGAGGGACAAUUUGCCAGAACCAAAGGAGAAAGAGAAGCCAGUAGGCUUAUGGUCAAUUAUCAAGGAUAAUAUUGGAAAGGAUUUAUCUGGUGUUUGUCUCCCUGUUUAUUUUAAUGAGCCACUCUCGUCACUGCAGAAAUGCUUUGAGGAUUUGGAGUAUUCCUACUUGGUUGACCACGCAUUGGAAUGGGGAAAGCAGGGCAAUGACUUGAUGAGAAUUCUAAAUGUUGCAGCUUUUGCUGUAUCUGGUUAUGCAUCAACAGAAGGUAGGCAAUGUAAACCCUUCAAUCCUCUCCUUGGAGAGACAUAUGAAGCUGACUAUCCAGAUAAAGGACUCCGUUUUUUCUCUGAAAAGGUGAGUCAUCAUCCGACUAUUGUUGCUUGUCAUUGUGAGGGAAGAGGGUGGAAAUUUUGGGCAGAUUCGGAUCUCAAAGGCAAGUUUUGGGGGCGCUCUAUUCAGCUUGAUCCUGUUGGUGUCCUAACUUUGCAGUUUGAUGGUGGCGAAACUUUCCAGUGGAGCAAAGUUACCACUUCUAUAUACAAUAUCAUACUUGGUAAAAUAUAUUGUGAUCAUUAUGGCACCAUGCGCAUCAAGGGAAGUGGAAGCUAUUCCUGCAAACUCAAAUUCAAGGAGCAAUCCAUCAUAGACCGAAAUCCCCAUCAGGUUCAUGGAUUUGUACUAGACAAUCGAACUGGAGAGAAGGUAGCUAUGUUGGUGGGGAAGUGGGAUGAAGCUAUGUACUAUGUACUGGGAGAUCCAACCACAAAACCAAAGGGAUAUGAUCCAAUGAGUGAAGCUGUUUUGCUGUGGGAAAGAGACAAAUCUGUUACAAAAACAAGAUACAAUCUCACUCCUUUUGCAAUAUCCUUGAAUGAAAUAACCGCUGGGUUACUGGAGAAAUUGCCCCCAACAGACUCAAGGCUAAGGCCAGAUCAGAGACACUUAGAGAAUGGUGAAUAUGAGUUAGCAAAUGCAGAGAAAUUGAGACUGGAGCAGCUACAAAGACAGGCAAGGAAUUUGCAGGAGAGGGGAUGGAAGCCAAGAUGGUUCCGGAAGGAUGAGGAUGGCUGCUACCAAUAUCUUGGUGGUUAUUGGGAAGCAAGAGAAAAAGGAAAAUGGGAUGGCAUUCCUAAUAUAUUUGGUCAGAAUGGCAGUUUGCCUUUGCAUUUUGUGGAACAGUGAGCUGUCUUUUUUGCUUUAGCUUACCUGAUAUGUUUUGUUCACCAUUUUAUUUGCUUCCAGUUUGAAGUCUCCUACUUAGCUGCAUUGAAGCUUGCAAAUUAAAAUGUGGAUUAAAUUAUGGGAGCUUCUUUGGGGUGAAAAUGCAUCGAAAUAGUUCUUUUUUCUUAGCUAAGCAUGACUUUCUGGUCCGUCCUA
Molecule: messenger RNA, 3076 nt
Organism: Carica papaya (papaya)
Lineage: Eukaryota; Viridiplantae; Streptophyta; Magnoliopsida; Brassicales; Caricaceae
Gene: ORP1D
Product: OSBP(oxysterol binding protein)-related protein 1D
Cellular component (GO): membrane; cytosol
Molecular function (GO): sterol binding
Source: RefSeq, a predicted model, not a curated record